AGGAAAUUUUUAGAAAAUUAUACCUGAGGGGGACCACAGGCUUUUUUUCGUCAGAAAUAUUUUUGUACCAAACACUGAUGAGUCGUUGUAGAAUUUAACGCUGAUUUCGAAUAUGCUAUUAGUUUUGCCUUUUGCAUUAGUUAUUGUUAUGAAAAUUGGUCAAUAAAUGCACAUUUUUCGUCUUUUUCCUACAUAAUAUCAUUCAACAGCGAAAAAAUUCAAAUUUCUCAACAAAAAUAUAAAAAUUUGAAAAAACAAAAUAGGUACUUUUGUAGCCCAUGAUUUGGCGAUUCUAAUGAGAUGAGACAAUUGUUUCUACCUCUUCUUGCAAAAAACUAGAUAGCUUUACAAGAACGCUCACUGACACAUACUUUUCGUGUGAUGGAGCUAUUUAUAUGAGAUAAGAAAUUUUUUUCUUUUUUAGGUCUAUAUCUAACCAAAUAACAAUUUCCUAUUCAGUUUUUCAUGCUGAUUCAGAAUAUAGUACUUUAAAAAUGAUCAGAAAAUAACUGAAAAAGAAAUUUGCUGGUUUUCGUAAAAAACAAAAUUUUAACAUAAAAGCAGCAUUUUUUCAGGCGUUCUAGUAUUUUAAGAUUUUCUCAGCCAAACAGUAACUAAAUCGAAAUAAAAAGUAUGUAUUCGUCAUCAGCUUUUCAAGCUCUAUCAAACCAUAUACAAAUAAACGAAAAAGAAAAUUUACUCCAAUUCUGCUUUAGCGGCACCUAAUAUAAAAAUGGUAUCGAUUUUAGAAAUUUUUUUUAUCCGGCAGGGUCGUUUUAUUUCAUUGAGGCUUGAAUGUCUCUUUUGAAUAUUCUGAGGUAGACUAUUUUUUUCAUGAUUCUUCCAGUAAAAAUAGCAUGUCGAAUAGAACAAAAAAAGAAAGCAGAAUUCUAAUAAAAUGCUCCAACAUUUGUUUUUUAAAUUAAUAUUAAUGAGAAGCUUGGGGAAUAGUUGUGAUACGUAACACAUUUUUAGUUAUCAAAUAAUUGUUUCGGCUUAAUAAAUAUUAUUUUUACAGAUAAUGUGAAAUAAAAUAUUCGUACGCUUGCCGCUUAUUACUGUAUAUUAAAACAACUAAUUUGUAAUAAAAAAAAAUGUUUUUCAUUGUUAUAUUCGUUUUUGAAAUCUAUAGUGGCUUCAAUCUCGGCGAUGAAUUUAGAAGACGAAUACUUCAGACUAUCGACUUCCACUUAUUUAGUUUAUUCAUGACUCCAUGUAAAAGUAGCGAUUUUAAAAGCAAACGAAUGUAGGUAGCAAAGAAAACUUGUGAGAUAGAAAAAAAUUCUGAAUGUCUUCUACGCAUGAAAAUGAAAUGAGCCUAACUUUUGAUUACAACUCUAACAGCAUUGUCGCUUUUCUUACUAAAAAAAUCUGAUCAGGUUAAUGAAAUAUGCUCUCAUUUAAUUUUUCCAUGGGAAUUCGUUUCCCCUUGAGGGAAUACUAAUUUAGAAAAGAAAAAUAGUUUUCUUCAUCGUGAAUGUGUUUUUAGCCUUGUCGUAGUCUGAAAUCUACCAAGGUUGAAUAAUUUACACAAUGCUAACUCUUAGUAGUAAACGCUGCGCAAAAUAUUGGACAAGCAGUUACCAAAUUUAUAAGAGGGCUAGCCAUCCUUAUCAUAUUAGAAAUUAAUCGAUUUGAGUUCAGUCGGUGUACGUGAUGGUAUUUUAGACCUAUGCUCGUUUUAGAAUUCUCUCGAAUUUCACAUCAAUCUUCGUUAACUUACAGGAUGAUGGAUACUACCAGGAUAUUCAAUUUUUUUCUGGAACACUAACAGAAAGUUUCAUUUCAAUGGUAAACAAAGAAACCUUGGCAGGAUUACGAAAUAAUUACGCUUUCCGACUGCAUCAAAACUAACUUUGAACAAGUUUUAAAUAAUAAAUAUUAACUUAAGUAAAACUGGGUAAUCUAUGAAUUGCACGAAGAAUCGCUAAAUUAUUGUGUAACACACUUUUAUAACUGUAAGAAAAAAAGUUGUGGCUUUCAUUUUAAUUCUAAAACUCAUUCGUCAAUAUUUAAUAUUAAUUUUAGUUACAUCUGGUUAUACGUCACGAUCGUUGAAACAGAAUCAUCAUCAAUAUGAACGAUUAAAAUUAUCUCGGGUUAAUUUAGAAAUACUUUCUAAUGCGAUGAAAACAACGUUAACAUUAUCGUAUGAUAUUUUACUUGUUCUAUUUCUUGAAAUACGUCUUCAUUGUUUUUAUCAUUUAUCAUUAUUGUUUCGUAAUGCAUCUCAUUAUGCAUCAGUUAUUGAUGCAGAUCCUGAUGAAAAUAUAAUGACAUUAAAUCGUGAUUUAACACGUUUACAAGAAACAUUACAUUCAGCAUUGAAUGAAAAAAAAUUCUCAUUUUUAUUUCAAGGUUUUGGAUUUGCUUUAGCAACAAUAUUAAUUCGUUCAGCACCACGAUUUAUACACAUAAGUGAAACGGGUGUAACUAAAAUGUGUCGAAAUAUAUUUGCCAUUGAGCAAACAUUAACACAAAUUCGUACAGUUGGCGAUGCUGAAUUAAUGCGUGUAAAUCGUUAUUGUGAAUUCUUACAUGCAACAAGAGCAGAUGAAAUUCUUGCAAUUAUUGAAGAACAUAGAUCUGAAUAUACUGAACAUGAUUAUAUUUAUUUAUUACAAUUAAAACAUCUAGGUUUUCCAGCAAGUGAAAGUGUGGAAUGUAAUCUUACAUCACUUCAAUCAAAUCUUCUUCCAAUUCCGCUAAUGGAACAAACAUUUCAAAUUAAUAUUACCGAUGUUUUACCAGAAGAUAUGAGACCUAAAUCAAAUCGAAUGGCAACUCUAUCAAUAAAGCGAUGUGCAUUACCACUCGUACCUGCUUACUGUAUUACUACACAUUAA
Rotaria socialis is the source of this 2846-nucleotide messenger RNA. Lineage: Eukaryota; Metazoa; Rotifera; Eurotatoria; Philodinida; Philodinidae. The record is from the annotation of a GenBank genome assembly.